Molecule: messenger RNA, 1464 nt
Organism: Scomber japonicus (chub mackerel)
Lineage: Eukaryota; Metazoa; Chordata; Actinopteri; Scombriformes; Scombridae
Gene: ddx19a
Product: DEAD-box helicase 19a
Exons: 11
Coding region: 1-1464 (487 amino acids)
Biological process (GO): poly(A)+ mRNA export from nucleus
Cellular component (GO): nucleus; cytoplasmic stress granule
Molecular function (GO): RNA helicase activity; ATP binding; RNA binding
Source: RefSeq, a predicted model, not a curated record
AUGUCUGGAGACUCGUGGGCGCUCGCUGUCGACGUGCAAGAAGCAACAACUCCAUCUGUGCAGUUUGACCUGUCGAAGAAACUGGAUCGGGUUCGUGGUCAACGAAACCUGAAAGGAGAUAUUAAUGGAAACAUUUUGCCGGAGAAGGCUGAAAAUGGGAGCUGCAGGAAAGAUGUGGAUAAAGUGGAUCUGGCCGAGCAGUCUCUGCUGAAUAAGCUGAUCCGCAGGUCUCUGGUGAGGAACAGGAACCAGGUGGAGGUGCUGCAGCGGGACCCCACCUCUCCUCUGUACUCCGUCAAGACGUUUGAGGAGCUGAGGCUGAAGCCCGAGCUGCUGAAGGGGGUGUACGACAUGGGUUUCAACAGACCCUCCAAGAUCCAGGAGAAUGCUUUGCCCAUGAUGCUGGCACAGCCACCUCAGAAUCUGAUCGCCCAGUCUCAGUCUGGCACAGGUAAAACUGCUGCUUUUUCUCUGGCCAUGCUCAGCCAUGUAGACACGGCCAACAAGUGGACUCAGUGUCUCUGCAUCUCCCCAACAUACGAGCUCGCUCUGCAGAUUGGACAAGUGAUCGAGCAAAUGGGGAAAUUCUACCCUGAUGUUAAAUUGGCAUAUGCCAUUCGGGGCAACAAAGUGGAGCGAGGCAUUAAGUUGCAGGAGCAGAUUGUCAUCGGGACACCGGGCACCGUCCUCGACUGGUGCACCAAGUACAAACUCAUCGACCCCAAGAAGAUCACCAUGUUUGUGCUGGACGAGGCUGACGUGAUGAUCGCCACGCAGGGUCACCGAGACCAGAGCAUCCGUAUCCAUAGAAUGCUGAAUAAAGACUGUCAGAUGCUCCUUUUCUCCGCAACCUUCGAGGAGUCCGUGUGGAGGUUCGCCGAGCAGGUGGUCCCCGACCCCAAUAUCAUCAGGCUGAAGCGCGAAGAGGAAACGCUGGACACCAUCAAGCAGUUCUACGUGGUCUGCAAGGAGAAGGAGGACAAGUUUACCUCCCUGUGCAAUCUGUACGGGAGCCUCACAAUCGCACAGGCCAUGAUCUUCUGCCACACUCGCAAGAUGGCUUCUUGGCUCACUGCACACCUGACCAAAGAGGGACACCAGGUGGCGCUGUUGAGCGGGGAGAUGACCGUGGAGCAGAGAGCUGCUGUCAUCGAACGCUUCAGGCAGGGCAAGGAGAAGGUGCUCGUGACCACAAACGUGUGCUCCAGAGGUAUCGAUGUGGAGCAGGUGUCGCUGGUGGUGAACUUUGACCUCCCUGUGGACAUGGAUGGGAACGCUGACAACGAGACGUACCUUCACCGGAUCGGCCGCACCGGGCGCUUCGGCAGGAGAGGGUUCGCCGUCAACAUGGUGGACAGCAAGCACAGCAUGGACAUCAUCAACCAGAUCGAGAUGCAUUUCAACAGGAAGAUCACAAAACUUGAUACCGACAAUCUUGAAGAAAUGGAGAGUCUGAUGACCUAA